UAUUUCACAGUAUCCGCAGAAAUUUACUUGACAGUUGAUAGUUAAAUAAUUUUCAAAAAUAAUAAUUGUGCGAGACCAAACUCCACUGAAAAAAUGUCGUGUAACGAACAUUAUAAAGAUGAUAUUGUAUACAUCACGCAAUUAACACGUAAUGUUCUAAGCGUGCUCGGGGUCUGGCCGUCUUCCAACAGAGCAAGAUCUGCUGGCGAAAAAAUUGUGAAGUUUCUGUUAAUCUGUGUUUCCUACGCUCUUCUUUAUUGCGUGCUGAUCCCGGGUAUCCUCUUUUGGUUAAUGGAGAAAAGAACGCGUAUCAGAAUACAAACAUUUCCUAUGCUUCUCUAUUGUUUCAUGGCAACGAGUAAAUACGGUAAUUUAAUAUUUCGCGAGAAUCAAGUCAAACGGUGCUUGAAACAUAUCGAGGAAGAUUGGAAGAUUGUUACUAGCGCAGAUGCGCGAGAUACAAUGAUCGAAUCAGCGAGAACGGGAAGACGUUUGGUUGCACUUUGCGGAGCCUUUAUGUAUGGCAGCGGACUCUCCUUCCGAUCGAUCUUACCAUUCGCUAAAGGAAAAAUAAUUAACGCGCAGAAUAUUACAAUUAAACCCUUGCCUUGUCCGGGUUACUUUUUUUCCUUCAAUUCACAAACCAGUCCUACUUACGAAAUGAUUUUUGCAAUGCAGUUCUUAUCAGGUUUAGUUACUUAUUCGAUCACAACGGGCGCAUGUGGUCUUGCAGCCGUGUUCGUGAUGCAUGCCUGCGGUCAGCUGAGAAUUUUGAUAGACUUGAUGCGACGUCUUGUCGAGGACCAAUGGCAAGAAAAGCAAGAGGUGGAUAGAAGACUUGCUGAAGUGGUAGAGCACCAAAUAAGAAUACGAAAUUUCUUGCGAUUAGUGGAGCAUACUCUGCAACAAAUAUGUUUGAUAGAAUUGAUGGGCUGUACGAUAAUUGUUUGCAAUUUAGGGUAUUGCAUAAUAGUGGAAUGGGAGAGAAGCAAUACAAUAGCUACAUGUUCUUAUUUUAUGUCGCUUACGUCUAUGCUAAUAAAUGUGUUUAUGUUUUGUUAUACCGGUGAACAACUUACGACUCAGGCGGAGAAAGUGGCUCAUACAUCGUGCGAACUUGAGUGGUAUCGUCUUCCGGAUAAAAAAGCACGCGGAAUUGUAUUAGUGAUGAUUAUGUCUAACUUGCCUACAAAAAUCACCGCUGGAAAGAUUAUGGACCUAUCACUUAAAACAUUUGGUGAUGUUGUUAAAACAGCUGUGACAUAUUUUAACAUGCUUCGAAAUGUAACUGAUUGAAUAUUUCAAUUCUAAUCAUUGAA
Messenger RNA from Nylanderia fulva, 1319 nucleotides. Its product is annotated as 4-vinylanisole receptor-like. Gene Ontology annotation, cellular component: plasma membrane. Gene Ontology annotation, molecular function: olfactory receptor activity; odorant binding. Lineage: Eukaryota; Metazoa; Arthropoda; Insecta; Hymenoptera; Formicidae. Gene Ontology annotation, biological process: sensory perception of smell; detection of chemical stimulus involved in sensory perception of smell. The record is from RefSeq and is a predicted model, not a curated record.